AAAGAACGCGCGCAUUCUGCUCGCAUGGCAGCAGGACUCGCAGGAAUAGUCCGUGUUUGGCUGCCGUUCGGGAGACUGAAGUCUCAGACUUGUGUUCCGGAACUUUGAUAGCAUGGGGCAGCUAUGAAAUUUGCCCCAAUAUUAUGGUGCUGGACCGCGCUUUUUUUCUCGACGGUACGGAGUGGUGGAGUAGAUCUUCAAGGCCCGUUGUUUCUGCUGGAGCCGUCCUAUCGAGUUGAGUUUAGCAACAGCUCGGGAGGGCGGGUUGAUUGCACUGCUCACGGAAGUCCCUCUCCGGAAGUCGAGUGGGUAUUUGCUGAUGGAUCUCCUGUACACCAGGUUCCUGAUUUAAGACUGCUUUUUCCAAAUGGAUCCCUUGUAUUUCCCCCUUUUUACAAUGAGAGGUACAGACAUGAUGUUCAUGCAGCAAUUUAUAGAUGUAGGCUGAAAAGUGCACUUGGUAUUGUUAUUAGCAGAGAAGUACAUGUUAAAGCUGUUGUGAAGCAAAAAUACGACAUACAAGUGCUCGACGAAUAUGUCACUGCUGGAAACACGGCUGUUCUGAAAUGCAAGAUUCCAAAUUACGUGACCGACUACGUGAUGGUGACGUCCUGGAUUCAGGACGAAAGCAUUAACAUUUAUCCCAAUACCGACAUCGGAGGCAAAUACGUCGUGCUCAGCAACGGUGAUUUAUACAUCAGCAAUGCCGGACCAGGAGAUGGUUAUAAAAACUAUGCGUGCAGGACGGUUCAUCGACUGACAGGGGAGGUACAAACCAGUGCUUACCCAGGACGGAUUAUAGUAAGAGAGCCCAAAGGGAACAUUCAGCCUACAAUCAGCGUGGAUAAAUAUAAUGCUAGACGAGUCGUGCUGGGUGAGGAUGUCACAUUACCUUGCGUUGCACAAGGCCACCCAGUCCCAGGAUACUACUGGAAAAGAGAAUUGCAGGGUCAAAGUAUACCUGUUGCACUAGGUGAACGACUUACGAUUCUUUCAGCAGGAUUACUUAGGAUAUCGAAGGUUAGGUUAGAAGAUAGAGGUGUGUAUGUGUGUUUUGCAAAUAAUUCAGCUGGAGAAGAAAGUGUUAGAGUCACUUUAGAAAUAACUUCUUCCUUAACAGCACAUAUACAACCUCAGGGGCAAGUGGUUGAUGUAGGAAAAGACGCGACGUUUCAAUGCAUAGUAAAUGGCUUUCCAGUUUCCCAAACAUCUUGGCUUCAUAAUGGAAAACCUAUUGCACCUAAUGGUAGAGUGGAAGUAAUGGUGGAACCAUCCAGGUUAACAAUUCAUCAUCUAACAAAAGAAGAUCGAGGAAUGUAUCAAUGUAUUGUUAGCAAUAACUGGGACCAAGCACAAGCCAUAUCCGAAUUAGAUAUGGGUGAUGCUGGUCCAGAAUUGAUCUAUUGGUUCUCUGAACAAACUCUUCAACCUGGACCCACCGUAUCUUUAAAAUGUGUGGCCACUGGAAAUCCACCACCGCAAUUUACAUGGGCAUUGGACGGUUUUGCUAUUCCUGAUGAUCCCAGAUUUCUUGUUGGACAAUACGUUACCAUACAGGAUGAUGUGAUUAGUCAUGUCAAUAUAAGCAAUAUUAAAGCUGAAGAUGGAGGUGAAUAUACAUGUACAGCGCACAAUAGUGUGGGAAAAAUUUUUCACAGCGCUCGAGUAAAUGUCUACGGACUUCCGUUCAUCAGAAAAAUGUCUAGAAUAACAGGAAUUGCUGGAACAAAUCUAAUAAUUAAGUGUCCUGUAGCAGGAUAUCCCAUAGAAACAAUAACUUGGGAAAGAGAUGGUCAAUUAUUACCUGUUAAUAGACGUCAAAGAGUAUACACAAAUGGUACUUUAGUGGUUGAACAAACCCAAAGAAAAGAAGACGCAGGAACCUACACAUGUCAAGCACAAAACAGACAAAGAAAUUCGGCAAGAAGAGACGUAGAAGUUCUAGUUAUUGUUCCUCCAAAAAUUUUACCAAUUAAUCCUAUGACCGAUCUUUUGCGAGAAGGAAUGCGUGCUGCAAUAACUUGCCAGAUAAUGGAAGGCGAUUUACCGUUGACAUUUCGCUGGGAACGUAAUGGAAAAGUGGUUUCUAAUAAUGCUGCUCUAGGGACUAUUAUAAGACGAAUCGACGAAUUCUCUUCUUCUUUAAUUAUUGAUCAGGUAACAUCAGCCCACAGCGGAAAUUAUACUUGCAUCGCAAGUAACGUCGCAGGUUCAGAGAAGUAUAUUGUUCCUCUAACUGUUAACGUGCCUCCCAGGUGGACAGUAGAACCAUUAGAUUCUAAUGUGGCAGCUAGUCAGGAGACAAUAUUACAUUGUCAAGCAGAUGGUUAUCCAAAACCUGUGAUAACUUGGAAAAAGGCUAUAGGUCAGCAACCAGGAGAAUAUAAAGACUUUCUAUACGAGCCAAAUGUACAACAAUAUCAAAAUGGUUCUCUUAAUUUUAUACACAUAUCAAAAGAAAGCGAAGGGCAGUAUUUAUGCGAAGCAAAAAAUAAUAUUGGUUCAGGAGUCAGUAAAGUAAUUUUUCUAAAAGUUAAUGCGCCAGCAAAUUUUGUACAAAAAAACAAACAAGUUCAAGUGGUUAAAGGAGAGCAAGCUCAUUUACAAUGUUCCGUUUUGGGAGAUACACCCAUGGAUAUACACUGGCAGAUGGCUGGUCAACAUAUAUCAAAUGAUGGUGAUCAAAGAUAUUCUAUACGUGAACAAACUUUAGCAGAUGGUUUGGUUUCUGAAUUAGGAAUAGAAAGAACAAUGCGAAAGGAUACUGGAAUAUAUACAUGUUCUGCAUCUAAUGCAUAUGGCAGUGAUGAUAUGAAUAUACAGCUAAUUGUUCAAGAAAUACCUGAACCACCUAAAAAUGUUCGAGUUAUGGAUCAACUUUCAAGAUCUAUAGGAAUCUCAUGGACAUACCCGUAUGCUGGAAACAGUCCAAUUACAAAUUACAUAGUGCAAUAUAAACCAGGGCCAGAUGCGUGGCCAAAUCAACCAUUAAAAAUAACAGUCCCAGGAUCGCAAACAUCUACCACAUUACAAAACUUAAGGCCAUCCCAGGUUUAUCAUUUAAGAAUUUUAGCAGAAAAUAGACUUGGUUUAAGUGAACCAAGCCAAACAGUUCAAAUUAAUACACUAGAAGAAGUUCCAAGUGGAGCUCCCGUAGAUAUUAGAGCGGAAGCUAAAAGUUCUACAGAAUUGGUUGUAACAUGGGAACCUCCGCCUAGAGAUACUUGGAAUGGAAAUUUGUUAGGGUAUCAUAUCGGAUAUACAGAACUAAACAAUCAAGAAACCAGUAAAGUAGCUCAGGUGUACAUUUAUAAAAGUGUUGAAGUUCGGCCACAUUUUGGAGGUGAAGCUAUUUUGCAGGGUUUAUCUAAAUAUACCAUGUAUAGUAUUAUUGUACAGGCAUAUAAUAGUAGAGGAUCUGGUCCAGCAAGUGAAUCAGUAUCAUCAAGAACAUUAGAAGAUUCUCCUAAUUUGCCUCCUGAAAAUAUUCAAUGUUCUGUUUUAAAUCCACAAAGUUUACACAUAUCAUGGAAUCCUCCGCUUCCAAAAGGACAAAACGGAAUUAUUCAGGGAUACAAAGUUACUUAUCAUUCUGUGGGAGAAUGGUUUGAUAAUGACGAUCAGCAAACAAAAAUAAUAAACCAACUUCGCACAACUAUAUCAGGAUUAAGAAAAUUUACCAAUUAUAGUAUGACUGUGUUAGCUUUUACUUCUAGUGGAGAUGGAGUCAGAUCAAUGCCAGUUUAUUGUCAAACCGAGGAAGACGUUCCUUCUGCCCCAGCCGAAAUUAAGGCCGUUAUAAGCUCUCUUAAUAAAAUAUUAAUUUCGUGGUUACCUCCAAAGUUUAGCAAUGGUCCACUCAUGGGUUACACAUUUUAUAUGAGUAUGGUAGAAGAUGGGAGAGAAGAAGGAACGCAUAAGAGAAUAUUAAGCCCAACAACAAACAUGCAUGAAAUUGUUAGAGCACAAGAAACAGCAACACUUCAAUUUUGGGUUACUGCUUCUACUAAGAUCGGUGAAGGUGAAAGUACUAAAGUAAUAACGGUCACUCCUUCAAAAAAUGUACCAGCCAAAAUUGCAUCAUUUGGAAGAGACGUUGUAAGUGCUUGGAAACAAGAUAUAUAUUUAGAUUGUCGAAGAGUUGGAGAACCACUUCCGAAUGCCAUUUGGAAAUUGAAUGAAUUACCGAUGGAAGUUGGUGGACGGCGCUCGAUAUUAUCCAAUGCUACUUUGUUCAUAAAAGACGCACAAAGUGGGGAUCAAGCCAACUAUUCAUGUAGUGUUGAAAACCAGUUUGGAAGAGAUGAAAUCAUUUAUAAUUUAAUAGUAAUUGUUCCUCCAGAGGCACCACAAUUAAGCGUUGUUGAAUCUUAUACCGACAGUCUGCAUUUAAAAUGGUCUGAUCAAGGAAAUGGUGGAUCUCCAAUAUUAGGAUACGUGAUAAAUUAUAAAAGAGAUCAUGGGGAUUGGGAAGAGCUACAAAUUUCUGCAAGAACUGAUGAGCAUAUGUUAAGAAAUUUAUGGUGUGGAAGUAGAUAUUUAUUGUAUAUUACCGCAUUUAACAGAAUAGGGACAGGUCUCCCUUGUGAUAUUGUUUCAGCUAAUACAAAAGGCACAGUUCCUUUAAAACCAAAACAAUCCCAAAUGUUAACUAUGAACGCCACCGUCGUUACAGUAUGGUUGGAUUCUUGGGGUGAUGGUGGUUGUGGUAUUAUGCAUUUUGCAAUUGAGUAUAAGUCUUCAGGUCAGUCUUCAUGGACAAUGUCUUCUAGCCAUGUAAAGCCAACUGAAAGAGUUUAUAGUAUUUCUGAUCUAUGGCCAGCCACUGAGUACCAAAUUAAAAUUACAGCUCACAAUAAUGCUGGAUUUACAGAAGCACUAUAUAAUUUUACCACAUUAUCAAUUUUAGGAAUUGUUCCAGAAAUAAAUCCACCGGUAUCCAACUCUGAAGAAAAUGUGUUUUAUACCAAUGCCAGGGUUUUGAUCCCAAUAGUUUUAUUAAUUUUAGUACUAAUAGCCCUAAUAGCAACUGGUUUUUGGAUAAAAAAGAUAGGAUGUGAACGUGACAGUCAAAACCAUUCUCUUGGAGAGUCCCCUUCAAUGGCUCAAAUCCAAAACAAACAAAAUAGGGAUCAGCAAUACUUGGCAGUAAGAAUGGGAAGAGAACCUCACCCGCUUACAACAGACAACGAUACAUAUAAGGCGGAAUCGGCUGACUAUAUAGAAGAUAUAUGUCCUUAUGCCACGUUUCAACUUUCUAAGCCAGCAUACAGUGAAAGUUCUUACAGCGGCAACGUAUAUAGUGGUCCAUACCACUCGGUGCGCGGAUCUUUUGUAUAUCACGAUGUAAAACCUCCACCUAUCGAUAAGUUUAAAUUAGGACAUAGCAAAGAGCCCGAAUACAGCAAAGUACGACGAAAAGGUGGCCGUCUAAGAGACCCACACUCGGAAAGCCAAGAGUCUGAUAAUCUGGGCAGCACUGACUCAGAGGUCAAGAAGAUACUAACCCUGCACCUGCCUAUUUCAGAGUACGAUACUCUCGGCUCCGAUUCAGAUGGGGAUGGUAGACCAACUAGUCAGGAACUUACGUCUUUUAGUCAUAGAAUGAGAGGUGGAGCAGAGGGUUCCUCUUCAUCAUCAGAAACAUCACCACCAUCAGAUAGUGUGGUUCGAAAACCGUACCAAUCUAGAAAAGGAAAAGCUACUCCAUUGAAUAAAAAGCAUGUUAGAAGUAGUAGCGGAUAUUCAAGUCACAACGAUGAAACAACUUUUAGUAUUUCCCAUGCACCCAGUUUUAAUGAACGAAUUCAUCCACCAAGCAGAUUUUCAGAUCUAAACCCCCGAGAAUUAAAUGAACGUGCUUACGAAAAGGGAAUUAAAUCCAAAGGACUGUCAAAGCUUACAAGAGAGGCUUUUCAAAUAAAUGUUUAAAUGUACUAUAGGUAUCGCUAAAUUUUAAAUGAUCUUCAGAAAUAUAUGGGUUAUAUUUAUAAUAGUUAAAAAUAUUAUCUUCAGAACAGUUUUUAUUAAAUUCAAAUAAUCAAUUUGUAAAAAUUAUACAGAAAAUUGUUGCCAGUGACCAUAGUCCCCAAUGAGAUUAAAAAAAACAUGAUUCUUUGAAGUUUAUAAAAUUCUCAACUUCCGAUAGCUAUCAAAAAACAACAUUUUGUUCGCCCUCAAAAAUUCUAAAACUCCCUACCGUCGCGACGCGUCGCGUGGUGUAAAAUCUUCGUAAAGUACUUAUUUGAAGAUUAAGGGACAAGUGAAUAAAGGGGAUAAGUAAAAUUUUUAAUAAUAAAGGACAAAAAAUAUUGGAGUUGCAAUACCAAACUUAUUUUUAUUUACAAUCUCAAUAAUGUUUCUUCUUUUUUAACUAAAAUGUAACAUGACACUUUUAAACAAAUUUAUUGUUAUUGAAACACCAAAUUUACUUGUUACUUAACUCCUCUAAACACUUGCCCCUUUAAUUUUAUUUUUUGUAUUCGUAUUAUAUGCG
Brassicogethes aeneus is the source of this 6496-nucleotide messenger RNA. The record is from the annotation of a GenBank genome assembly. NCBI's taxonomy places the organism in Eukaryota, Metazoa, Arthropoda, Insecta, Coleoptera, Nitidulidae.